Musca vetustissima is the source of this 1506-nucleotide messenger RNA. Its product is annotated as probable cytochrome P450 28d1. The coding region runs from base 1 to 1506 and encodes 501 amino acids. Gene Ontology annotation, molecular function: heme binding; oxidoreductase activity, acting on paired donors, with incorporation or reduction of molecular oxygen; iron ion binding. NCBI's taxonomy places the organism in Eukaryota, Metazoa, Arthropoda, Insecta, Diptera, Muscidae. The transcript is spliced from 7 exons. The record is from RefSeq and is a predicted model, not a curated record.
AUGUUUUAUUUUCUCUUAAUAACGUUAUUAAUUUUUGGUUCUCUUAUUUACUUCUAUCUCACGUGGAAUUUUGAUUAUUGGCAGAAGAGAAGUGUUAACGGUCCGAAACCUUACCCUCUUCUCGGUUCAUAUCCCAACCUGUUGCUACGACGUCAACACUUUGGUGAUGAUUUACAUGACAUUUACAAAUGCUACAAAAUGACCGACAACUAUGUGGGAACCUUUUUGUUGCGCACGCCAACUUUACUGGUCAUCGAUCCACAAAUUGUACACGAGAUCUUCGUAACGGCAUUUAGACAUUUCGAUGAUAAUGACGUCGGCAAGUUGAUCGAUACAGCAAAGGAUCCGCUGAUAUCAAAAAAUCCCUUCAUAUUAAUCGGCGAUGAAUGGCAAUUACAGCGCUCGUUAAUAACUCCAGCUAUGACCAGUUCUCGACUUAAACAAUCCUAUCACGACAUGUCUGAUAUUUGUCAACAAAUGGCAAAAUUUAUUGGCCAAAAAGGUUUUCAGGAAAUCAAUGGAAAAGAGCUGGCAUUGCGAUUCACAGCCGAAAGUUUAAGUAGCUGUGUUUUGGGUAUAAAAGCCAAUAGUUUUACAGAUCAUCCACUACCGAUUUCCGAAAAUGUUAAUAAAUUUGCCAGCGAAAAUAUAGCAUUUACCAUAUUUACCCUACUGACCGGUCUAAUGCCAAUUAUUUUGCGUAUUUAUAAAAUGAAAUUUUUUCCAAAAGAUUGUGAACGAUUUUUUAUAAAUCUAAUGGAACGUGCAUAUAAGUUACGCAAAGCGGAAUCAAAUGGUGCAACGGAUAUUUUGGAAUAUUUAAUGAAAAUUCAAGAAUUACAAAAACUCAAGGAUGUGGAUUUAUAUUCGCACACAAUGACAUUUUUAAUCGAUGGUUUGGAUACAACGGCAACUGUAAUUUCGCACUGUUUAUUGAUGCUAGCAUUGGAACCGAAAUGCCAGGAUAUAUUAUUUCAAGAAGUAUGUCGAUCUGCAGAUAAUAAUGGAGAAAUCACAUUUGCGAAACUGAAUGAAAUGCCUUACUUAGAGGCUUGUAUUCAUGAAUCCCUGCGGAUCUAUCCACCCGGCUUAUGGUCAACAAAAUGUUGUACACGACCCUAUCAAUUUCGAAAUAAGGAUGGCAGUAUUCUCUGUCUUGAGAAAGGUGAUUCUCUCAUAAUCCCCAUUUAUGCCCUUCAUCAUGACAAGGAAUAUUAUGACGAACCGCAUAAAUUUAAACCGGAACGAUUUCUAAAUGAAAAUGGUGAAUGUGAUGUAAAACAUUAUCGAGAUCAUGGUGUAUUUCUGGGUUUUGGUGAUGGACCACGUACAUGUUCGGGUAUGCGUUUUGCUUUGGUCCAGUGUAAGGCAGCUAUAUCGUCAUUGGUUAAAACUUUUCACAUUAAAUUAAAUGCGAAAACUCGUAAAGAAUUUAAAUUAGAUCCGACAAAUUUUCUAGCACUACAUGCGGGAGGAGUGUGGCUGGACUUUGAACGGCGUGCAUAA